Biomphalaria glabrata is the source of this 4844-nucleotide messenger RNA. RefSeq lists its product as uncharacterized. NCBI's taxonomy places the organism in Eukaryota, Metazoa, Mollusca, Gastropoda, Planorbidae. Gene Ontology annotation, cellular component: cytosol. Bases 427 to 1449 code for a protein of 340 amino acids. The record is from RefSeq and is a predicted model, not a curated record. Gene Ontology annotation, molecular function: L-galactose dehydrogenase activity. The transcript has 11 exons.
UCCCAACAUAAUGUCUGUAUUAUCGUUCAGUGCACACGUUAAUCAAAUCUAAAGAUUUAAUUUCCACUUGACUCGCUGGGAUAACAUAGAACUGAACGGAUAGUUUAAGGCCUACAUGUACCCUAUUGUAUGUAAUCAUUUAUCUCUGUUUCUGUAGACAAACGUGUUAGCCUAUAGGCUACACCAUGCCACAAAAUGUUGGCUAUUAACUAGAUCUAGUCAAACGGGAGACUGGUCAGCUGACAUAAAAUCAUUUCCUUCCGACAAGUAGAUCGAAUUCUACGAAGGUUUUCAAAAAUAUAAAUAUGUAGUUAAGAUCUAGACCAGACCACUGAUUGAAUAAGUAAAUAAAACAUACGAUCGACCAAUAGCCGUGAUAAAUCCGAACAAAUCUCCACCCUUCUCUUAGACCUAUACAGCUUCACAAUGAGUAUCAGUAACAGCCCUGGUCAACUUCCAGCACUUUCUCAUGACAGUAACAGCCCUGGUCAACUUCCAGCCACCUAUGUAGACAAUUUUCACAGCAAGGAGGAGAUAAGUCGUAUGCCAUACAGAUGUCUUGGAAACACAGGCUUAGUUGUCUCAGCAUUGAGCUUUGGUGCUAGUUCUCUGGGCAGUGUUUUCAGGUCAACCAUUGAGGAUGAAUCAGUGGAGAUUGUAAAGAAAGCCAUCCGCUCAGGGAUUAACUAUGUGGACACGGCUCCUUGGUAUGGCCAGAGGAAAUCAGAAACUAUAUUAGGGAAAGCUCUGAAAGACAUCCCACGUUCCAGCUAUUACAUUGCUACUAAAGUUGGACGCUAUGAGAAAGAUGUCACCAAAAUGUUUGAUUUUUCUACAGACAAAACUUUCUGGAGCGUCAACCAAAGUUUAAACUUAUUAGGUCUGGAAUAUAUUGAUGUUAUACAGAUCCAUGAUAUUGAGUUUGCCCCAAGUCUUGACAUCAUUCUCCAAGAAACACUUCCAGCCUUGCAGAAACUCAAAGAAGAAGGAAAAGUAAAGUACAUUGGCAUCACUGGGUAUCCACUGGAACCAAUCAAAAGUGUAAUUGAACAAUCCUCUAUCAAAAUUGAUGUUGUAUUAAGUUACUGCCGUGCUACUAUGAAUGACAACAUUUUAAAGGAAUGGCUUCCAUAUUUUCAGAGUCGACAAGUUGGUGUUGUCAAUGCUUCACCUAUUGGCAUGGGUCUUUUGUCUAGUAGAGGACCACCUGAAUGGCAUCCUGCACCAGAGAAAAUUAAACAAACAUGCACUUUAGCAGCAGCUUAUUGUCAGGAAAGGGGAGUUGAUAUAUCAAGACUAGGACUUAGGUUUAGUUUAGAUCAAGUAGAUAUUCCUACAACUCUAGUUAGCACUGCCAGCCUUGAAAACCUGAGCAAAAAUCUUGAAUCAGUGUACACACCUUUAUCUGAUCUAGAAACAAAAGUCACACAGGAAGUUAUGGAGAGGUAACUCUAGAAUGUAGCAAUAUGUAGGCCUACACAUGAUUUUUCCAGCCACUCAACAAUGCACAUUGGGAAGGUAUUGAGCUGUCCAAAUAUCAAGCUCAACUCUCACAAAACUAAACUUGUCAUAAUCAAUUUGAGUUUUGUUUACAAUAUUUUUGUAAGAAAAAUUUAAACAAAUUAGAGUAAUAUUUUUAUAUUGGUAGCUUAUUUUCUUAUAAAUGUCAUCAAAAAUGAAAUAUUGACUAGCCAAAAAAAACAACAAUUUAGAACACAUUGAAACAAAUGGUUCAAGUCUUUCUGCUGUUAGGUUAUUUCAUUACAUUCUUUGUUCUGUCAUGGAAUUAUCUACUUUCCUUACUUUUAAAGAAAUUAAAGAUAUCAAUUAUGUAUUUAUUUAUUUUUAUAUGUACAUGGUUUAAGUGGGUUAAGGGAGACAAUUUGUCUGUUAACCAAAUCCAUUUCUCCUUUAUUGAGAUUUUGUUUCACUGAUUUCAAUGGUCACUGUACUCUUGAAACUGGAGUUACAUCCCUUGUAUUUGGAUGGACUUUUCAAUGAGUCCAUAUGCUACCAAUAAUUAAUCAAUGGAAUGUAGAGUAAAUAGAAUGACUUACGACAUGUACUUCAUUCAAACAAAAAUAGUGAAUUUUUUCAUUUGGAAGAGAUUUAUAAGUAUGUACCUAAUAUAUCAAAAUGAGUAGUGUUUGAAUAGAAUGUACCAUCAUUUAGUCUGAGAGUCAGAUAAAGAGCUGGAUGUGCAUGUGCAAACAAGAGUUUGUUUAAUUUAGUUCCCAUCAAUGUAUUGUUUAUUUUGACAUUUUGAAUUCAAAUUUAACCUUUUGAAAUUCCAAUGUUUCAAAACAAAAUGUUCAUCAAAAUGUACAUUGUGACAUUGACAUCUCUUGUUCUUUGAUUGAUUCCUAAUAUUUAUAGGAUUUUAUGAACAUGUUUUAAAGAAGUCUUGUUGACAAGGUUUGUUUCAUUGAUAUUUCAAACAAUCCUUGAUAAGGAUAUCCAUUGAACUAGUCAUGACAAGGUGUUUCAUUGAUAUUUCAAGCAAUCAUUUACUUAGUCAUGACAAGGUGUUUCAUUGAUAUUUCAAACAAUCAUUGACUUAGUCAUGACAACGUGUUUCAUUGAUAUUUCAAACAAUACUUGAUAAAGAUAUCCAUUGACCUAGUCAUGACAAGGUGUUUCAUUGAUAUUUCAAACAAUCAUUGAUAAAGAUAUACAUUGACCUAGUCAUGACAAGGUGUUUCAUUGAUAUCUCAAGCAAUCAUUGACUUAGUCAUGACAAGGUGUUUCAUUGAUAGUUCAAACAAUCAUUGACUUAGUCAUGACAAGGUGUUUCAUUGAUAUUUCAAGCAAUCAUUGACUUAGUCAUGACAAGGUGUUUCAUUGAUAUUUCAAACAAUCCUUGAUAAAGAUAUCCAUUGACCUAGUCAUGACAAGGUGUUUCAUUGAUAUUUCAAGCAAUCAUUGACUUAGUCAUGACAAUGUGUUUCAUUGAUAUUUCAAGCGAGCAUUGACUUAGUCAUGACAAGGUGUUUCAUUGAUAUUUCAAACAAUCAUUGAUAAAGAUAUCCAUUGACCUAGUCAUGACAAGGUGUUUCAUUGAUAUUUCAAGCAAUCAUUGACCUAGCCAUGACAAGGUGUUUCAUUGAUAUUUCAAGCAAUCAUUGACCUAGUCAUGACAAGGAGUUUCAUUGAUAUUUCAAACAAUCAUUGACCUCGUCAUAAUAAGGAGUUUCAUUGAUAUUUCAAGCAAUCAUUGACUUAGUCAUGACAAAGUGUUUCAAUAAUAUUUCAAGUAAUCAUUCACCUAGUCAUGACAAGGACAUUGCAAAAUUUGUUCUUUUUAUAUUUUAAUUUGUGAAUGUUUCUGUAUUAAACUGUCACUGUUUACUUAGUCUGAUGACUUGGACUGAGACAUUUUAUAUUUGUCUAUCUAUACAGUUGACAUCCACUUCCAAGUAUUUUUUAUUUAUUUACUUUUUUUGUUUACCUUAUAAUUGACGGAAUAUUUUCUCCGAAACAAAUUUCUUGGGCAGUUUUUUUUUUGGCAACAUCCACAGGAAGCCAUUUUUAUUUUAUUUUAAGAGAUAUGUAUUUUCUAUUUGAAGGACAUGAUGUCAUUCCGCAAACACAACAAUAAAUCCAUAGAUGAAUGAAGGAAUAGAAUAGAUGACCUCAGGAUUGACAGGGUCAAAGAAUAGAAUAGAUGACCUCAAGAUUGUUAGGGACAAGGAUUACAGAAAGAAGACAUUUUUUAAAAUAUAUUUUCAUGUUUCAUGACUCAAGAAUUUGAGACAGAUUUUUUUUUAUUCACUAUAUACAGUGCCAUUUUUAACUAGCUGAAAGAAGAAAAAGAGCCUUAAUGAUGAAGCAAAUUUCAAUUAAAAAUAAUUUCAAUGCCCAUUAGUUUGUGUAUAAUAUAUUAACAAUCGUUUCUUUUUCCAUUACAUUUGGAUUUUGUGGUUUACAUUUUUUUUUCAAUUAUAUUUGAAUUUUGUGGUUUACAUUUUUUGUUCCAUUACAUUUGAAUUUUGUGGUUUACAUUUUUUGUUCCAUCACAUUUGGAUUUUGUGAUUUACAUUUUUUGUUCCAUUACAUUUGGAUUUUGUGGUUUACAUUUUUUGUUCCAUUACAUUUGAAUUUUGUGGUUUACAUUUUUUGUUCCAUUACAUUUGGAUUUUGUGAUUUACAUUUUUGUUCCAUUACAUUUGGAUUUUGUGGUUUACAUUUUUUGUUCCAUUACAUUUGGAUUUUGUGAUUUACAUUUUUGUUCCAUUACAUUUGGAUUUUGUGGUUUACAUUUUUGUUCCAUUACAUUUGGAUUUUGUGGUUUACAUUUUUUUUUAGCGACCCCCGUAAGGGGAAAAGCAGCUAUUAGGUUUGUGCAAAAUGUCCAUCUGUCACACUCAGAUCUCGAAAACUAAAAGAGAUAUGAAAAAUAUUAUUUCACCAUUAAAUGCGGCUUUAAAAGUUUAGGUGCAACGGCUACAUUUGGGUUUCUAAAAUCAAACCGUUCAAUUUAUAAAAUUAAUUAUGCAAGUGAUUUUUUCAUAUAUGUACACCAAUUCUAAAACAAUUACGUAAAUGUAAGGGAGGCUAUGUUACAAAGGAAGACAGUAUCACUAACUCAAAUAUAUAUAUAAAAUGUAAAAGAAAUGUUUACAACAAAUAUAAUUAUUAGUUAAAGGUGUUUUUUCUAUUCAACUAGCUGCUAAAAUUAGAAGAAAACAUUUAUGUUUGUUUAUAAAUGCUAAGAAUGCACUUUGUAUUUAAAUAUCACGCACAUGUUUUAAAAUGGAUUUUUUAUGCAGCGACUUUCUUGCAGUGGCGUAACACUGCGGCAUAUUGUGGUGCUAACUAAUUCCUUAAAAUUUUUUAAAUAAUCA